UCGCCUCCGGUCAGGUGCGCCACCAAAAGGCCAAAAACCCUGCAAAUGCAGUUGGCCUGUUCUUAAAUCCCUUGCCCCUCUCGGCGAUUCCGCUCCUUGCCACCGCAAAUCCGGCCAAGGGAGCCUUGUCCGACGCGAUUGAUCCACUCCGAGGCUCUCGGCGUCCCAUUUGAUCCAUUUCUGGUCCGGGUUGUGGGCAGGAAAACUGAAUCUCUGAUCCGACAAUGGAUCUCGACAUGGACGACUACAUAGACCCCUACGAGGAGGCCGAGGCCGAGGCCGCCGCAGAAGCCGCCGGCGUGACCGGCCCAGUCGCCGCAUCCGCGGAAGAGGAGUCGGACGGCGAGGACGACUCGGAGGCCGAGAGCGACUACGAGGAGAAGUCCUACGGCCUUCUCAAGUCCGGCAACCACCGGGUGCGCAACCCGGACGGUACCUUCCGCUGCCCCUUCUGCCCCGGCAAGAAGAAGCAGGACUACAAGCUCAAGGACCUCCUCCAGCACGCCGACGGCAUCGGCGUCUCCAGCAAGCACCGCCGCCACGGACGGGAGCGUGCCUUCCACCGUGCUUUUGCCCGCUUUGUCCGCGCCGACCCAUCCUUUGCGCAGGAGCUCUCCACUAUCGUUGGGAUUCCGGGUGCCACUGUCACUCCCACUGCUAAUGCAGAUGCCACUGACAAAGGAAAGGCCAUUUCCAAUGGCCACACCAGUGGAUCCACUCCUGUGGCAGUGGCUGAGGGACCACCACAGGGUGGCGAAGAGAAGUUUGCUUGGCCAUGGUGUGGAAUUCUUGCAGCCGGUGCAGGGUUCAAUGCUGAAAACUUUGCAGAUAGAGUGGCCAUGUUUAGCCCAGAAGACAUUGUGCCUUUAGUUUUCGAUGAUACAGAAAUGUCGGAGUGCUUUGCAAUUGUGCGGUUUAGUCCUGGCUGGGGUGGAUUUAGUGACGCUCUCGCACUUGAAAACCAAUUCAGUGUGAAUAAGCUUGGGAAGAAUGAAUGGGAAGCAAGGAGCAGUUGUGGUGGUGCUGUCGACGGAGAGGAGAACGUGAUUGGUGAGGUCAAGGUUUAUGGUUGGGUUGCCCGAGAGGUGGACUACACUGCUGGGGGUCUGGUGGGAAGAUACUUGAGGAAGCAUACCGACAUUAAGACCAUAGAUGAGAUUACCAAGACUCAGAGGGAGCCAAUGGGGAAGAUUGUGGCAUCACUGGCAACUCAGCUCGAGACAAAGAACCAAUACUUGCAGGAUCUGGAGACAAAGAAGAAUGCAACAGAAUUCUCCAUUGCAAGGCUUGAGCAAGAUAAUAGGAGGUUGCAUGAGGCAUAUAAUGAAGAAAUGCGCAAGCUGCAUCGCAAGGCUCGUGACAAUGCUCUGAGGAUUUUCCAGGACAAUGAAAAUUUGAAGCUUGAAAUAGAAAAUAGCAAGAGAGAAAUGACUUUGCGUGCUAAGAAGCUGGAGAAAUUGUCAGCUGAGAAUGCCAACGACAGGAAAAAACUUGCAGAACUUUCUGAUGAGAAACAAAAGGCAAAAGACGAUAAAAGUGAACUUGAGCUGGCAAGUAUAGAGCAGCAGAGGAAUGAUUUAGAUAUUUUGAAGCUAGUCGAGGACCAGAAGAGGGAAAAGGAGGAUGCCCUCGCAAGAAUGCUUGAGCUGGAAAAAGAGCUGCAUGAGAAACGGGAACUUGAGCUCGAAGUGACGCGAUUGAAUGGCACACUCCAAGUGAUGAAACAUUUGGAGGGAGAUGAUGAUGGGGAUAUUCAUGACAAGAUGGAGAAGCUUAGUGAAAAGCUGGAGCAUGAAAGGAAACGCCUGGAAGAGCUGAGUGGAGAGCUGGUGAAGAAAGAGCGUGAAAGUAAUGACGAGUUACAGGAGGCCCGGAAAGAACUGAUAGCGGGUUUGGAGGACAUGCUCAGCGGGCGGACAGCUAUUGGUAUCAAAAGGAUGGGCGAACUUGAUGAGAGGCCUUUUCAGAAUGCAUGCAGGCGAAAAUAUGGAAAUAAUGAUUACGAGACGAGCGCAGCAGAGCUGGUCUCGAGUUGGCAGGAGGAAAUAAAGAAGCCAACCUGGCAGCCUUAUAAGUUUGUUAAGGCUGAAGACGGAACUGACAAGGAAGUUGUAAAUGAUGAGGACCCAAGACUGAAGCAAUUGUGGAUCGAAUACGGUGACGAUGUGUGCAAUGCAGUGAAGACCGCUCUGAGCGAAGUAAACGAGUACAAUGCGAGCGGAAGGUAUGUGGUGUCAGAGCUGUGGAAUUUCAGGAAAAAUCGUAAGGCGACAAUGAAAGAGGUGCUGAGGUUCAUCUUCCAGCAGAUGGAGGUGCCUGGCAAGCGCAGGAGGGGAUGAGCCCUGGGUCGUUUUAUUAGCUCUAGUAGGGUGUAUGCCUGCUGGUGGUGCCAUUGUAGGAGUCCUGACAUGGGAGUUGUAUUAUCUGCAUGACAUUCUCUUCGCUGUUUGUUCCAAAACUGACAUGAUCAGUAAACUCAAUAAUAAGCCCUUGGGAUUUGGCUGCUA
Messenger RNA from Hordeum vulgare subsp. vulgare (domesticated barley), 2507 nucleotides. Its product is annotated as factor of DNA methylation 1-like. Gene Ontology annotation, biological process: gene silencing by siRNA-directed DNA methylation. The record is from RefSeq and is a predicted model, not a curated record. The coding region runs from base 225 to 2339 and encodes 704 amino acids. The transcript is spliced from 7 exons. NCBI's taxonomy places the organism in Eukaryota, Viridiplantae, Streptophyta, Magnoliopsida, Poales, Poaceae.